This is a messenger RNA of Vanessa atalanta (red admiral), 898 nucleotides long. RefSeq lists its product as uncharacterized. The record is from RefSeq and is a predicted model, not a curated record. The transcript has 7 exons. Lineage: Eukaryota; Metazoa; Arthropoda; Insecta; Lepidoptera; Nymphalidae. The coding region runs from base 172 to 834 and encodes 220 amino acids.
AGAUUUUGCUUUUAAAUACUAAAACGUUUUAUUAAACGACAAUAUUUAGAAUUUUUUUAUACUUAUUAUUAAUCGUUCAAAUUAUGAAAAAAUUUAGGCUCUGCCCAGUUAAGGGAAGCACCUACAGAGUAACGAAGUGAAACCGUUGAAGUAAAGUUGAUAGAAGCCAGCAUGUCUGUUUCAGUGUACACGAAUAUGGGACAGUUCAGUUGUCAUAGCAUGCCGAACCACGAGAGCCAUAGCCAGUCAACUUCACUGCGCUCUCGUUCAGCUCCUAUUCGGACCAGCAGUAAUAUUCCUGGCUUUUGCAAUAAGAUUGCGUACUAUUCCGUAUACCCGCCAUCCGCGCCGCUGUAUCUUCUAUCAAUAUCUAGCUUAUCACAUGAAGAUAGUGGUUUUGAACAGCAAUCAAAACAGAUAAUGAAUGACGAAGCCAAAAGAAUAGCUCAACAAGUGUUACAAUUGGUUCUAAAGUCGGUUGUUCGUAAAGCUGUGGCCCACACGUCUGCUAAAACCGUCUCCGUCGGGUCCUCCGUCCAUGUCCUGAGCCAAAGCAUUGCUAUACAAACCAGUCAUAAAGCUGCCACGGACAGACGCGUGAAUAAGGAGGGCCUCAGUUCCAGUUCUAGUGCUGAAAGUUGUAUGGAGCGUGAAGAGAAAUGGGUUAAAGAUUUACGUAUGCUUCGCGACUCGCAUGUUCGGCUCGUCCUGCGUCAACUUCGACAACUGCAAGACAUCGAACGGCUCAGUCGUGAUUUUACUACCAAAAACUUAACUCAACACGUUCCAUCUUCACGCCAACUAGAUCUAGGAACCAUAGAAACAAGGAUUUGAUUCUGGAGAUCAACAAUACUUUGGGUGUACGGUGUGUCUACUUAAAAAAUCAGUCAAAUAAAUU